Molecule: messenger RNA, 210 nt
Organism: Priceomyces carsonii
Lineage: Eukaryota; Fungi; Ascomycota; Pichiomycetes; Serinales; Debaryomycetaceae
Product: TFIIH complex subunit
Exons: 1
Coding region: 1-210 (69 amino acids)
Biological process (GO): transcription initiation at RNA polymerase II promoter; nucleotide-excision repair, preincision complex assembly; nucleotide-excision repair
Cellular component (GO): transcription factor TFIIH core complex; transcription factor TFIIH holo complex
Source: RefSeq, a predicted model, not a curated record
AUGCCUACUGCCACAAAGGGUAUCUUGGUACAAUGUGAUCCUUCCAUUAAGGCACUUAUUAUGCAAAUUGACUCGAAGACACCUGGAAUAGUUUUGGAUGAAUUAGACGAAACUCAUUUGCUCAUAAAGCAGGAUCAAGUUCAAGGUGUCAAAACUGAAUUAAAUAGGCUACUAUCUAAAAAUAUUUACGAUCCUUUUGAGUUGAAAUGA